AUGACGUCUGUGGAGUCAGGAGCCGGUGGGAACGAGUUUCCACAUGAAACUACUACUGGCGUAGAUCUUACAGAAAAGCAUGAUGGAGGAGUUAUUAAAGAAAUCAUAAGGGAGGGUGAAGGAGAAGACAGACCUGCGAAGGGAGAUAAGGUCUCAGUACAUUAUGUUGGCACAUUGCUCGAUGGCACUAAAUUCGAUUCCAGCAGAGACAGAGGAGAACAGUUUACAUUUUCUUUGGGAAAAGGACAGGUUAUCAAAGCAUGGGAUAUUGGAGUUGCCUCAAUGAGAAAAGGAGAAGUGGCAAAACUGACUUGCAGAGCAGACUAUGCUUAUGGGGAAGGUGGAUCUCCUCCUAAGAUACCUCCCAAUGCAACACUUGUAUUUGAGGUUGAACUAUUUUCUUGGCAAGGUGAAGAUAUAUCUCCAAAUAAAGACAAUGGUAUUAUUCGUUCUAUUCUAACUGAGGGCGUUGGCCACCAGACUCCAAGUGAUUAUGCAGCGGUUCAGAUAAAUUAUUCUGUCAAGCAUGAACAGCAAGUGUUGCAUGAGAGCAAAGCUGCACAGUUUGUUCUAGGGGAGGUCGAGGAUCCAUACAUUGUCCAAGGUCUGGAGAUUGCUCUGAAGAAAAUGAAGACGAAGGAGCAUUCAAAGUUCACCAUUUCUCCAGCAUAUGCUUUUGGAGCGGAAGGCAAUAAAGAAUUGGGAAUUGGCCCCAAUGCUGUGUUAACAUAUGAUGUUGAGCUCAUCUCUUUUGAAAAGACCAAAAAAGUCUAUGAAAUGGAAACACCUGAAAAAUUAGAGCAGGCAGAAAUCAGGAAAGCAAAAGGAACAGACUUGUUUAAGAAAGGACUGAUUGAAAAGGCACGGGCUAACUAUAACACAGUUCUUGACUACUUGGAUGGUGAAUCAUCAUUAGAAGGUGAAGAAAAGGAGAGAAGGGAUGCUCUCGUUUUGGCAGCACGUCUAAAUUUAGCAGCCUGUGAACUGAAGUUAGGUAAUGAUGCUGAAGCAAUAAAGCACUGCAGUGAGGCAUUGGAAAUUAGUCCUGAUAAUCCCAAGGCCUACUUCAGAAGAGCACAGGCUCAUCAGAAUCGGAAGGAUUUUGAUAAAGCACUAAAAGACUACCAGCAAGUGGAAAUUCUGGAGCCAGAUAACAAAGCUGCAAAGAACCAAAUAAUCGUGUGUAAAAGAAAGUUACAGGAAUUACAUCAGCAGGAGAAAAAAUUGUAUGCAAACAUGUUUAGCAACAUCACGCAGCAGCGUUCGCAGAAAACUGAACCAGAUAAUGGCAGUGUGUUCCGAGAUGGCAUAGGGGAAUGGAGUAAUGAUAUGGCCGCUGGCAUGCUGCCAUUAGACCAAGAAGUUGCAGCCUUUGGUGAUGUUAUGCCAGGUCCAGAUAAUAACACAGGAAAUAACCAUAAAUACUGA
This is a messenger RNA of Candidula unifasciata, 1428 nucleotides long. NCBI's taxonomy places the organism in Eukaryota, Metazoa, Mollusca, Gastropoda, Stylommatophora, Geomitridae. The record is from the annotation of a GenBank genome assembly.